Molecule: messenger RNA, 972 nt
Organism: Exophiala spinifera
Lineage: Eukaryota; Fungi; Ascomycota; Eurotiomycetes; Chaetothyriales; Herpotrichiellaceae
Exons: 1
Coding region: 1-972 (323 amino acids)
Source: RefSeq, a predicted model, not a curated record
AUGGCCGCGCCAACACCUUCAGGCAAACCGCGACCUACCAUUGUCCUCGGAUGUGCGAGCUUCGGCUCGGAAAUCGAUCCGCUCACCAGGCACCAUACAACUCAACAAGCAUCUGAACUCUUCGCGGCAUUGACUCGCCACAGACACAACAUCAUCGACACAUCUAGACGGUACCCGGCACUUGCCGGCGGUACGAGCGAAGAGCUCAUCGGCUCGACACUGCGUUCCGCGGCGUUUCCUGACAUCGAAAUCGACACCAAAGUACUCUCGGCGCCGGGCUGCCACAAGCCAGAGAACAUUGCCAAAUCCAUCUCCGACUCACUCCGUGCUCUGCGUGUCGACUCGGUACGGACCAUCUACUUGCACUACCCGGAUCGCUCUGUCCCCUUGAUCGAGCCCAUUCGAGCCUUGUCCCACGCCGUGGACAUCGGACAGGCCAAGCAGUGGGGCUUGUCCAACUACACGAUAGAUGACGUGCACGAAGUCUUGUCUCUCUGCAAGAAGCAUGGUUUGGUCAAACCCGCGAUCUUCCAGGGCGAGUACAACGCGAUCAACCGCGACAGCGAGGAGCUUAUUACCUUGUUGCAUGAGAACGGAAUCGCUUUCUACGCCUACAGUCCCGCGGCGGGUGGGACGUUGUCGCCAACGGGCUCUAGGAUAGCAGCACAGGGUCUCGGGGGCGAUCGCACCAGGCAACUCUAUGGCACCGAGCCGGUUCAGAAGGCAAUACAACAGGUGAGAGAUGUGGCGGAGAAGAACGGACUAAAUGGCCACGAGACCGCUAUAAGGUGGGUUGUGUGGGAUAGCAUGCUGGAUGAAAAGUACGGAGAUGGGGUGAUUAUCGGAGCGAGUAGCGUGAGCCAGCUGGAGGAGACACUGCGUGCGAUCGACGAGGGUCCGCUGCCCGGUGAAGUAAAUCAAGCGAUCGAGGGUAUUUGGGCAUCCAUGUUGAAGGACAAGGCGAGAAAGUGA